Molecule: messenger RNA, 1069 nt
Organism: Antechinus flavipes (yellow-footed antechinus)
Lineage: Eukaryota; Metazoa; Chordata; Mammalia; Dasyuromorphia; Dasyuridae
Gene: ANAPC15
Product: anaphase promoting complex subunit 15
Exons: 5
Coding region: 511-876 (121 amino acids)
Biological process (GO): regulation of mitotic cell cycle spindle assembly checkpoint
Cellular component (GO): anaphase-promoting complex
Source: RefSeq, a predicted model, not a curated record
UUUGACUCCCAGGACCUUGAUUUUUCCGUUUGUGAAAUGAGGGCGGCGGCAUUUUUCGUACUCUCAGUAGUCGCUUUCCCCUUCUUGGGAUGCCUCAGUGAUACAGGAGUUCCCGGAACUCCAAAGGGCCAGGGGCCAUCAAGGAAAAUGGGAGAGGUGGUUAACGCCCAGGAAGGAGUGGAGGCCUCCAGAUCCUCGGGCCACGCAGCGGUUCGAAGGGGGAGGAAUGAGACGAGUACCUACAAUUGGGCCAGGGAGAAAGGGGCGGGGCUACCGGGCAGGGCCAACUACUAACGCUUUUGUACGAGACGACAUCACGUUCGAAACGAUAGAGGGAGCGUAGCGCACAAGCUCUCCGUUCGCGCAUGCGCGUCACUAGGGAAGGCGGUUGUGGCGGGCAUACCGUUGAGUGAGAAACGAAUCUUUUGUCAAGUACUAACGCAACCUUAUGCUGAAGGAGGCUGAAGUACUUCCGGGUCGCCACCGGUAACCACUUCCUGGCGCGAAGUCAUGUCUACGUUGUUUCCCUCACUACUUCCCCGUGUCACUGAGUCCUUGUGGUUUAACUUGGACCGACCCUGUGUGGAUGAAAAUGAGUUACAACAGCAAGAGCAGCAGCAUCAGGCCUGGCUCCAGAGUAUUGCUGAGAGAGACAACAACUUAGUACCCAUUGGGAAACCAGCUUCAGAGCACUAUGAUGAUGAGGAAGAAGAGGAUGAUGAGGAUGACGAGGACAGUGAGGAAGAUUCAGAAGAUGAUGAGGACAUGCAGGACAUGGAUGAAAUGAAUGAUUAUAAUGAGUCCCCUGAUGAUGGGGAAAUCAAUGAGGUGGAUAUGGAAGGUGCUGAACAGGACCAGGACCAGUGGAUGAUCUAGCAGGGACUGACAGGACAAUGCUGCACACCGGACCCCAGAGCUGUCUUCUCUCUCUGGGGUUUCUUGGAUACAGGGCAUUUACCCACUGAAGCCCCAAGAGCUGCUUGGCUGGGCUGCUGGCCCUCUUCCACCCGCUUCCCAGCCUCCACCUCCUAACCCCUUUAAUAAAGACACAGAGUGGUUUCUUUUCAAA